Molecule: messenger RNA, 5715 nt
Organism: Styela clava
Lineage: Eukaryota; Metazoa; Chordata; Ascidiacea; Stolidobranchia; Styelidae
Molecular function (GO): protein binding
Source: RefSeq, a predicted model, not a curated record
UACGUUUUAAUGUCUAUACUGCUUUAUUAAUGCAUGAAAGAUGAAUGCCAUCCACAUGGUUGUAUGUUUACUCAUAACAUUGCAUCAGCAACUUCGUUGUGAAGCUGUGAAGCCAAGACCAUGGUUAGAUGGGAAUGAAGUAGACAUGUCGGAGACCAUCGACAGGCAAAAAGUGAGAAAUGAACCGAGGAAACUAGGAAGAUCGGCAAACAGCUUUUACCAAGCCUUACAAAGAGCUAGAAAAAGGCAAAUUCAUAACACCGGCAUAUCGUCAAAUCAAAUGAAUACUGAGACAUCACUGAAGCGAGAACUGACCAAAUUGAAGCGACGACCGCGUUGGGCAAAAUGUUACUCGUGUUCAUCAAGUACAUCGUAUUCGUCUUUCCCUCCAUACUAUACAUCAAAUACAGAUGUAUCCAAUUACGCGGCCAGUCAAGUACAUUAUCUACAGAGGACAGUUGGUAAAAUGACAGCAACAAUUCGAAAAAUGACAGUAAAAAUGAGUAAUUUUGAAAAAUGGAAAUCGAAGUCUGAAGAUAGAAUGGCAUCGUUGGAAAGAUUAGUGCAGGACCUCAAGUUACAGACUCGUGAGCCAAUCACGAGUUCCACCAUAAAGAGAGUUGACGGCAUUACACGGCAAGAUGGUAACAUGUUGAAAGUAAGUAAAAACUUGGAAAAGCAUACGAUUGAAGAAGAAACGCAGACAUCUUCACCAACGAAAGAGGAAUUUAGAUUUCUUGUCCAACAGACUCGUACAAACGCCGAACUAAUAUCAAAUAUCACAAAACAUCUGAAAAUUAGAAGCGUUACAAUAAAGAGGCAGGUUGGACCAAAUGGACGAGAGCGGACACAUGAAAAUGACGAUACAGAACAUAGAACUGAGUCAACGCAUUCUUCUUGGCAGAAUAUUCGAGAGACAGGAGAUUUGUCGACCAUUAAAAAAGCUGUUGAUACAAUGAAUGAAACCUUGAUCAAGCAAGAUAGAAUAGUAAACACUCUUUACACAAGGGUCGGUAGAUUGCAACGUUGCUGUGGGAUGAACAAGUUAUUAGGAAAAAGAAUUGGUAUACAUGAAAAGAGAAUAAAAGAGGUUCAAAGUAAAGCUAAUAUCGCUUUGAAUUCUGCGAGACUAGAAAAUAGAAGAGUAGACACAAUGAAUGCAAAAUUGGAAAAUCAACGACGAAGUAUCAGGAUAUUACAAAAUGAAAUGCAGAAAUUCGAUACAAUUGCAACACAAUCAAAUCAAAGAAUGGUUGAUAGGUUGGAAACCAAUCUAAGGGGUAUGAACGAUUCUAUAAAUCAGUUGUACAAAGGUGGAUCACCAAGCAAACUUGCUGAUAUUGAAGAUCAUUUGGCACAAAAUGAUGACACAAUAAGUUCGUUCGGAAUUCUGUUGAGUCAACAAAUGGAUAAAAUUGUAUCUUGUCAAACCAGAAUAGAUGGAAUCGAAAUGAUACAAGAAGAUCGUUUCGACAGUUUGAAAUCAAAUAUAACUGAUGUUCGCAGAAGCAUAAUUGAAAAAGAUGACAAAACAAAUCAGCUAAUGAAUGAACUCAAUGACAUCCGUGCUAGUAUAAAAACAAAAGAAGCAGACUUUGAAGAAUCUAACAAGAAUCUAAAAUUAAGCAUGGAUCGUACAUUAGAGCAGGUGGUGGAGAAUAUUUACGAUAACAUAACCGAAAUCAAGAUAACAUCGCUUGAUCACGACGGGAGGAUUGAAAAAUUAAGUUUGGGUGUCGGAAACAUUCAAACUUUAAACCAAAGGACUGAUGAUAAACUGCAGUUAAUAGAUGGAAGAAUAAAUCACCAUGAUUCACUUUUUGGCACAACUGUAUCUGAAUGUCGUAGCGAAAUCACAGAGAAAAUAAACGAGUCAAAGGAGGAGAUGACUUCAAAUUACAACAAUAUUUUGGAUAUUGUAGCCUAUACCAAUGCUACAAUUGAAAUAUUACGAACUAAACAAAACGCUCUUACUACGAGGAGCAAUCGCGGAGAACAUAAAUUUAUGGAAAUUGACCAAAAACUUAGUGGAUUGGAAUCUUUACAGACCCGGCUGUCAAGCUCAUUACAAAUACUUGACGAUACAUUAGCGACCAAGAAUUCAGAACUCAAAACAAUCAUUGACGAAAAUACUGAAGAUAUAGAGAGAUUCAAAAGUCAUAUCCAUUCAAAUAUUACAAAUAGAAUCAAUAAGCUUGAAAACGAAGACACAGAUCAUCUAGAUUUAUUCAAAAAUAUUGAAAAGCGACUCUCGCAAUCCAACAAAAAAUUGACAAGCUUGAAUGAAUCGUUGAUGACAACAAAAACAAUCGAAAUGAUGGAAAUCAAGACAAAAGUCGGCCAAUUGAACGGAAUUACAUAUACAUUGGGUGGAAAAAUGAAACUACAGCACACUGAAAUAGAGGCCUCCAAGUUGUCUAUAGCCUCAAAUAAAAUCAGUCUGAGAGAACUAUUCAACACAACAAAACGCGUCUCAACCACUUUGCAAAACUCAAUUAGAUCACAAAACAACCGACAAGAUGGUAUUUCUGACAAAAUGGCCAGAAUUCAGGAAGGUCUAACAAAAAAGGCUGAAGAUAUUGAGAGGCAAAUGCAAGACAGAAUUAGCGAAACGGAACUCCGCGUUGCCGCAAUGGAAAGUAUGAACAUGACCCUGCAUAAUAAGGUGGAAACAUGUACGCAAGAAAUGCAAGCAGUUAAAGGAGGUAUGCGGUCCUUACAAGAAACAGAAGAUGCUGUUUCUGCUGCAAUAAACUCAUACCAAAACACAUUGUCAAAGCAAGAUUAUGUUGAACGAAACUUAACAAUUCUUUCUCAAAAGGUGCGACAAACCUUACAAGGGCAAGGAAUCGCUCUGAAGUCGAUACAACAAAUCAUGUAUAAAUUAAAUGAAAGUUUGGUAGAAAGUCAACAAAAUAUUCAACAAUCUUACACCGAACAACUGCAAAAUCAAGAUCAAGAUAUUCGUUCAAUGAGAGGAUUAAUGCAAAAUUUUUCGUCUCUUCUCACCGAAGUGUUGAAUGAUCAACUUUCACAUGACAUAAAUCAAGCAACGCUUUCUACGCGACAAAAAUCGUUGGCCCAAAAGUUUGAUUCUCAAUCGACGGUGAUCAAAGAAUUAUUUUCAACUAGUAAAAGAGCAAAUAUGGCAAUGGAAACGGUUAAAUCAUCACUGGCGGUGAAUACUGAAAGACUAGAAACAACUCUACUUGAGAUCCAAGAUCAUAAGAGGCAAAUUCGAUCAGUGGAUUUGAGAAUAGAAGAUUUGUUUGAGACUUGUCAGAAUAUAAAUUCAACUCAUACCAAAUCAAAUUUGGGUUUAAAAGCUACGAUCCAACAAAUGAAGAGCGGAUUUUCUGAUCUAAUAGAACAAGUGGAAGAAAUUGAAAAGGAAGAAGAGCUUAAUCAGAGAACACAAUCAGGCAAAUUGAAUCGUAUUAACGCAAAACUCCAAACACUGGGGAACGAGGUUGAAGCAAAUGGAAAUUCUAUAAGACAGAACUCAGCGAUGAAAAUGGAUAUCGUUUCGCUCAUGGCGUCCCAGAAACUUACAACUUCGCUUCUCCAACGGACAGAACAAUUAGAAAAUAAUGCAGUGAUAACUGAGUUUACUUUGACGACCAUUCAAGAUGAAAUAGAAAGACAAAUUCUUAAAAUGUCAAAAGAACUUUCGAAGGAUUUGAAUGCCACCGCUCACAAUUUUUCGAAAAUGGGCCACAGGAUGAGUAGAUUGUCAAACAAAUUAGUCAAUUUACAAGAUCAUCAUGAAACAACAGAUGUGAAUUUGCAACAUGCAUCCAGCAUACUGCAAGAUCUUACACAAUGGAAGAACCAGGCGAAUGAAGCCAUAGGAAAAGUCCAAGAGCAAGAUCCAAUAAUACAAUUUUUGAAUGAAACCCUAUUAAAGAAUACAAAAAAGUUGGAAGAACAUAACAAGAAAAUACAAGCACAUACAGACACUAUAAUAUUGAUAAAGAAAAACAGCUCAAACCUUACUUCGUUCAUACAGACUAUACCGGACCAAAUUGAGCAAUACGGUAGCAGCAUAUUAGCAACAACACAGCUUUUAGGAGAAAUCAAGGGCGGUCUUAUAAGUGUUGAAUCGUCGCAGAAAGUUGACAAAAUACUGAUGGAUGAAAUGUCAAUGAAGAUAUCAGGAAUAGAGAAAAACAUAACAACGAUCGGAGAUGAAAUCUGGUAUCUCACAAGCGAUGUUGAUUUGAACUAUAACUCAACACAGCAAAUAUUCGACCAGUUAUACAAGUACGAUGAACAGUUAAGCACCAUCAAUACGGAGUCAACUGCGUUUCUUUCGAGCCUAACAUCAUCGGUAGCAAGUUUGGAAUUUUCUUUACAAGAAAUAAACGGAACCUUCUCAUACGACUUGAACGAUUUAAAAAUAUUGGUCGAUGACUUCCAGGAUGCAUUUGAUACGUCCAAUCGUCAAUUAGCGAGACAUGGAGACGCAGUUCGUAUAAUGAAAGCAAAUACAUCGAAUCAAUUCAACCACUUUUCAACAAGCAUCGAUUACCUGACUCAGAUUGUACGAGAAAGCAAUGAAGCUGUCGAUGAAAACCGAGAUCGACUGGAAGCUUUGAAUGAAACAAUGCUUUUCCUCAGACUGUCUAUUCCAGCUUUGCUGGCGACGGGAGUAGACGAAGGACUGUUCCAAAUUCGAAAUACCACUAACGAAGGAACGCUGUUUUCGCUGAAUGACUUAGCUACUAGAUCGUUAAAAGGAAAUAUACCCAGACGUGGAGGAGAAGAAGACGAAUUUAUAGCGCAAGCAUCAGAAGGACGGGAUCGAAAAAGAAGUGGGCUCAAUUUGGAAGCAGUAUUAAAUGGAGAUGCCGAUGAAAUGAGAGUGAACAGUAGAGUGGAAGCUUGGAUGGCAGGAGGAUCGGAUGGUUUCGGCGAUGAUGAUAAUGAUGACAGUUACUUGAACGAAUUUGAUUUUGAAACGUUGGAACGAAGAAAAAGAGUUGCAAACCGAGAGGACAAGCGAAUGUUGAAGUUAUUGAGAAGGAUGGGCCCUUUGCAAGCUAAUUUUCAUGGUGAAGAAAGAAAAAAUAACAAUCAAAAAAUGCCACUUCAAUCGACUACAUCGGCCGGAUUUGUCGGAAAGAUCGCAUUCAGUGCUGGAUUGACGAAAACACAUUAUUGCUGCGGAGUCGUCAAGUUCAAUCACGAAUUUGCAAAUUACGGUUCAACAUACAAUUUCAUCACAGGAAAAUUCACAGCACCUGAAAAUGCUCAUUAUGUAUUCUUUGUCACAGUGAUGGACGGAAACAGCUAUCUCAACGCUGCCAUAGUUAUGAACGGAACCCCACAGAUUUCAUUACAAAUAAACAACAGUGCAAAAGAUUCUGAAGAAAGUCAGUCGACAAAUACUGUCAUAUUACCUCUAUCAAAAGGUGAUGAAGUCUGGGUGGAAAUACUUUCAGGAUCACUUCUCGGUUACCAAUAUCCUGCUGUGACAUUCUCAGGAUUUUCACUUGGUUGAUGAAAGUCUCGAACAUUUCUGAGAAAUCUUGUUACUGAUUCUCCGGUGGUUUAGAAGAAUCGAAUACCAUGGUAGAGUUUUUGUUUAAUAAAUGCGCAUGUUUACCUCAAAUACGAAAAAAAUAUUGUUGAAACAGAUUUCCAGCAUCCGGCAACCAUAUACUGCCAAUCAAGAUAGAUUGAUCGACGAUGGACGCACUAUCUACUUAAUAA